Messenger RNA from Pieris macdunnoughi, 279 nucleotides. Lineage: Eukaryota; Metazoa; Arthropoda; Insecta; Lepidoptera; Pieridae. The record is from the annotation of a GenBank genome assembly.
AUGAUUGUUGGCUGCUGUGGUGUGGUGAGUGAUGGCGGUAGGACGGUGACGGAUAGCAGUCAGGGAGUGAUUAGUGGCAUGUUUGUACUAUCAGGAGGAAUUAAUGUUAUCGGUUACAUCAUUUCUUACGACUGGCUUCAUUUAGAUAGAGUGCACCGGGAUCACAGCGCCUUUACAAUCCCUGAGCUGACGCCGCCAGACCUCUUCGGUGAUGGAGAUGAUACGCUCAUGAGAGAAAGCGAUAUCAUACGUUUAGGCAUAGAAAAGUUGCUGGAAUAG